Messenger RNA from Scophthalmus maximus (turbot), 9636 nucleotides. RefSeq names its product proline rich 12b (gene prr12b). Lineage: Eukaryota; Metazoa; Chordata; Actinopteri; Pleuronectiformes; Scophthalmidae. The transcript has 16 exons. The record is from RefSeq and is a predicted model, not a curated record. Bases 150 to 8732 code for a protein of 2860 amino acids.
ACACACACACACACACCCCGUUCCUCCCAGUCUUCAGGCUCGUCAAGGCGGAGGAAUAAAACAGAAGCGAGUGAGCGAGAGAAGAAAACACAUUCCUCCCUCCCCUCCCCCCUUAGCUACCCGGCCACCUCCAGUCAGCCCUUUCUCUCAUGGAGAGGAACUACCCCGCGGCAGGCUUCGGAGACCUGGGGCCCGGGACGGGAUGGACGUACGACAGAUCGGGCAAGGCGAGCCUCGUGUAUGGGAGCUCCAGGUCCUCCCACCCGGAUUCAGAGCUGUUCCACAGGCAAGCCUAUGGCACCCCUCACCCCCUCCAGGGCUAUGCAGCGAACCACCACCCAGGAAGCUCCAGACAGGCCGGGGCCUGGGGUCCUGCUGGACGCACACUUGGCCUGUCAGGGCUGUUUGAUGCCAGCCUCCACCAUGCCAGCCCCUCCGGUCCUGACCCGUCCGUCAUGAAUCUAAUUUCAGCUCUGGAGUCCCGGGGUCCACAGCAUGCCCCCUCUGCUUCUUCCCUCCUCUCCCAGUUUCGCACUCCCUCUUGGCAGUCCGCAAUGCAUACAUCAGCCCCACCGGAGCUCUUUAUUUCAGGGGCACUCCCAGGUUCCAGCUCCUUCCCCUCUUCCUCGGCCCUUUCUGCAUACCAGCAUCCAGGCUCCUUCUCUGGACGAUCUUUCACUCCCUCACUAUCCCUGCAGGAUGUGCCUACAUUUAGCCCAACUUCCAAUGGCUUGCUAUCCCCCCAUGAUCCCCUGCUGCACAUCAAAACACCCUCUCAAUCCAGCCUGGGCUAUGAUCGCUUGCUAUCUUCGCAGAGUGCCACCUACCGGGGCUCCCAGGAUUCCCUUGCCUCUACCCAGACACAAGCCCCUGCCUCCUCAUCCAAUUGCCACCUGCCCCAUCCUCAGUUCAACUUGUUAUCCUCUCAGCUCCACAACCAGUCAUCCCAGCUCUAUAAUGCGUCCAUGCACUCCUCCACACCAGCUCUGCCACCCGAAGCCCCAUCUCAGCCCCCUUCUCCUCCAGAGAGGGCAGUUUCCCGGCAGGACAGUGUGAUCAAGCAUUACCAACGUUCAUCCCCUGCCCACCCCACAACGCUCCCCCUGCAGCAAUAUGUCAGCUGUGGUGGUUCUAGCUACCAGCAGAUAGCCAGCCAUCACCGGCAUGCUGGAGUGUCAUGCAGUCCCCAGGGGGAGCAGAGCCCAUCCUCUGACCCAAAACCUUCAUCACGGAUGGAAUCCCACACAUAUCGACCUAUCAUCCAAACUCCUUAUACAUCCUCAUCCUCCAGCUCCUCGGCACCUUCCUCAACUGGCACCAAAGGAGCCAAAAAUUCCAGCUCCAGUAGUGGCUACUCCUCUUCAGGUUCAGUAUCAUCCUCCUCUCGUACCCCACACACUCCACCAUCUGCCUCCUCCACUUCUUCUUCAUCCUCCUCUAGCACCAAGGCAAGCACUGCCUCCUUGUCUGCUCCCUCUCGUCAGCAACCCCCACCUCAGUCAGUCCCAGCACCACCACCUCUACCAGUGGUGUCCUCCACUCUUGUUCAACAGUCAACACAAAAACAAUGCCUCUCCUCGUAUGGCUCUCCAUCUGUGGCCAACACUAGCGCAGGCCUACCAGACCAGACCCCUCCUCAGCAACAUGCCCAGUCCUACUCUCCCAACCAGCCUCCAUCUGCACACAUUGCCCAGUCUUAUGGAGGCUUCAACUCACCUCAUGCCCAGGACCUGAGCUCUGGGACAGGUGGAACUGGAGGGAAGGCCUUCACUGGUAUAGGCACAGGAGGACACUCGUUUUCUGCAGAGAUACUCUUUGGGGAUUCAAGCUUUGGCUCAGCUUCUCUCAGAAGAGCAGGCAGUCCGCCCCUAAGGUAUGGGAGUGCAGGAGAAUCAGCAGGAACUGGACCUGUAUCGGGAGCUCCAGCACUUGGUAGUGGACUUGGAUCUGUACGAUCAGGGAGUGGGACUGCUAAUGUUGUCACUGGAAACAGCAGCUCUUACCACCUGCCUGAGUCUAGUCCCUCACCCUCCAUCAGUUCUACUAUCAGUCGCCCUGGAUUGAACUCUCCUGCUGCUGAUCACCCUGCACGGUCCCCUGGAAGCACAGGGGCCAACAAAUAUUUGUCCUCCAUCCUAUCCCCUGCUUUUAUGUCCUCACCACAAGGUUUCCAUGACACAGGGCGAGCGCAGAGCAAGUCCUACCAUGCAUCACCACCCAAGCCAAAAACAGAGACAAAUGUCCUGGGAGUUCGGCAAUCUCAAGAUGAGGAUGAUGAUGAUGAUGACGAUGAUUUCCUCAUCCAUCACUUACUUAAUGCCCAGGGAAGUACUUCCCAUCCUUCCCAGCAUCAUCCAUCAUCUCAGCAACUCCCCCAGCCUCUCCCAGAGGCUAGAGAUGGGGAAGGCAAGGGGAUGGCCUUUGGCAUUAACAAGAUCUCAGAAGAGCGUUACCAUCUUCAGAGUGUCAUUCGUACCAAUAACACUACCAACAGUUCAGGUCCCGGAACAACAACUGUUGACGCAGCAAGUGGCUUAAACAGUCAGUUGGAAAUAUCACAGAAGAAACGGCAGCAAACCAAGUCAGAGUUAACCAUAUCAAAGUCCACUGCUGGAGGGAUAGGAGAGGUUACUGACUCUCUUUCUAACUCACAUACUACCCACUCUCAUCAACAACAGCAUGACUCCAUGGGCUCUGUAAACCAUUAUGGAAGAGGGGACCCCUACACACAGCAAACACACUCCCAGCAUUCUCAUCACACUUCACAUGUGUCCCCACACACACAACACCCUCAGCAUUCACAAAUCCCCCAGCACACUCAACACACACAGCAUACUCAACAUUCUCAGCAUAGUCAUCCCCAUUCCCACUCACACAGCCAGCCGCACAUGGAGCUGAAGAAGAUUUCAGAUGCAAAUGAUAAUGCAUACUUGUGUAACACAACAGAUGUUCAGCAGACUCGACAAAGCCAGGUCCCUCUCUCUCUGAUGGAUUCACCCCCCGAUCAAACUGAGAUGCUGCAAUCUGUGCUCUCCCAUACUACCCACAACAAGAUGGAUCCCCAGCAAGCCCCUCGACAGCAACAUCCUUUAAGACAGCAGGCCAUGAUGGGGUCAGCUUUAGGAGUAGGGCCUGCUGGAGUGGAAUCCCAUUCACAGAACCAGUCCUCACAGUUGCAACUCCAACUCCAGACCCAGGGUAUAGAUUCCCACUAUAGCAUUGGAGCCCAGCCAAGAGAUCAAACCCAAGCGAGUCAGACCUCAGUGUCUCCGUUAGACAUGCUAGAUCAAUCUCUUUCUCAGGCGAAAAGCAGAGACAAUGGAGGAGCUCUGGAAAGAAUUGGGGUGACGGUUACUGGAGGGGAGGGAGUUACUGGCGACAUACAUAGACAGCAGCACAGACAUACACCUCACCACCUUCCCCAACAACCAGCCUCAGAUCUCCAUGACUUCCUCUCUGAACCGGAUUUGGGCUUGUCCACAUCGUCACACCUGCAUCACCUCAACCAGCCUCAGGCUCAUGCCCACCCCCAUGGCCACCACCAACAGCAAGCACAUGCUCACCAUCAGCUGUCACACUCUCAGUUAGCCCACCCACACUCCCACCGGAUGGCAGCAAAUAUGGGGACUACCCAGCAACAGCAACAGUCCCAAAGGAGAGCGCCUGAGACCCAGCUGUCACACUCCCAGUUAGAUCAGCUCAAACAGCACCAGUUUGAAACAGUGAACCCAGAGUGUAAAGUAAGACACAAUCAAGCUCAGCAGCAGAGGUUUGCUCCUCUGACACCUGUCUGCUUUCCAGACUCUCUCUUAAAUGAUGAAGACCGCUCUUUCUUUCCGGAGAUGGAGGACAUGUUUUGUUCAACUGAUUACAAGUCAAGCUGUGUUUCUGGGGCAGGACAGGCUGCCCAAGAAAGCCUUACACAGGGCCAUAGACAUGGGCAAGAGGGUAUAGAUGCCUUAAAAACAGGAGGUGCUGGAGAGGGCUAUGAUAUGGUUGGUCAUCAUAGUGAUCAAGGAUAUGGGCAGUACAGCCACAACGUUCCAGAAACAGGAAAUGGCAAUCUGCACUUAGACCAUGACUCUAUGAAGACCCAUGAGCUUCCCUCUACUGUGAAUACUGACCAGCUUGGCCUCAUCCACUCCCAAACUCCCACUAUUGGAUUGAACUCAGCAGUUCAAGGGGAUAGCACGGUGAACAAGAUGAUGGGAGUGGGUAGAAAUUCAAGCACUGCUGGUCUGACAUCACCUAUCUUCUGUUCUACUCGACCCAAGAAACUCCUGAAGACCAGCUCAUUUCACUUGCUCAAACAACGGCGCGAGCCACAACCUCAAACAAAGAAAAACUAUGCGCAGGAGUAUGAAUUUGAGGAUGAUGAGGAUAAAGCUGAUGUUCCAGCUGAUAUUCGCCUCAACAGUCGACGCCUUCCUGACCUGCUACCUGAUUUGGUUUCCAGUUGUCGGAAGGCUGGUGGGGCUCCAAGAGUUGGUGGACUCAGUCCACUAAUGAGUGACUUGGACUUCUGCCACCCCACCAGCUACUCUGCCCUUGGAAACCCUCCACAACUCCUUCCCCACGAUGGCCCCAAGAAAAGAGGCAGGAAACCAACAAAACCAAAACGUGAAGGCCCUCCUCGCCCACGAGGUAGACCACGUAUACGUCCACUUCCAGAACCUCCUUACUGUAAGGGGCUGAUGGGAUCAGUGGCAGGAGAAAGUAAGCGGGGUCGUGGGCGUGGUCGAGGGAGAGGCAAGCGGGAAGAAGGGCUUGUAGAAAUGCACCCAGAUAUAAAAACACAAAGCCUCCCAUAUCAUCAGCAGCAGUAUCAACAGUUCAGCCAACAGCAGCAUCUCCAACAGAAUCCACACCAACAUCAGAGACAGCAGGAAGACCACCACCAAGCACUGCAACAGCCACAACAACAUCACCUGCAUCUCCAGCAGCAACAUGUGUCCUGUCCUCAACACCAACCGCAUCAUCAUCAACAUCAACAUCAACCAUCCCAGCAGUGUCACCAGGAUCCAGUCAGACCUAUCAAGAUCAAACUGCCCAGUCCCUCCGAAUCCUUGUUGAGGACAGACUCUCUGUCGAGCACCGAGCCAGUUCUGUCUGAUGGAUCGGUGGGGUCGGCACCGUCUCUGGGCCUGAGCCCGAGAUCCUGCGCCACCACUGAUAUCAGCAGAAAUGAGCUGAACCAGGUGAAAGACAAGAUGAUGAAGCAUCAGCAGAAAGCUGGAGAGAUGGUGUGGAAGAAAGACGUGGACGAUCCACUGAGUCCUGAAGCCUGGGCCGCUGUUCAGAAACCCUCCAGUUCAGCGGAUGAGAAGGCUUUUGACUUCAAACCUGGCUUCAUGGCCUCUUUUUUGGACUUCCUGAAGACAGGCAAAAAACAGCCUGGCCUUGACUCGGGGCAUGAUGGAGGUGCGAUGGAACCCCUAAACCCCUGCUCGUCCAUGAAGGGAGGGAUCAUGCCCUUAUCCCCACCACCUCCUCCCUUACCGCAGACUCCUCCACAGCAGCCUCCAGGAACAUUCAGUGAGGACGGGCAGGGCGAGGGGGAGGACCUGGCUCUCAGCGGCUGCCCGAGUCCCUGCAAGCCUCUGGAUGAGGAGCUGAAAAGGAACCUGGAGACACUGCCCUCCUUCUCCUCUGAUGAAGAGGACUCAGUGAGUAAGAACCAGGACCUGCAGAAGAGCAUCUCAUCUGCCAUCUCUGCCCUGUAUGACACCCCACAUUCUCUGGCUGCUGUGAUGGCGACUGCCAUGAUCAAGGACCCACCCACUCUGUCCCCGCCUACCCCACAGGGGCCAUCGCUCAGCCCCCCUCCCCCUGCCAUACCUCCCCUCAUCCCCAGCAUGGAGAACGGAAAAUAUGAGGCACUCACGUUCACUCAGCACCACACAGAGGAAGAGCAAAACUUGGUCUCCCCACCGUCAAAUAGAGAUAAAGCAGAGGAGGGGGAGCCUGAGCAAGGAGGACAGGAGGAAGAGGAUGAGGAGGGAGGAGAGCAGACUGAAGACAAUGAAGAAAUAAUGACAGAUCCACAGAAUCUGCUGCUCGGAGUCCUGGAGGAGCAGGACGAUGUGGAAGAUGAGAGAAUGUCUGAAAUGCAGAUUUUGGAGGUCCCUAAAGUUGAAGAUUCUCCAUCUGAACCUGUGCUUGCUCCUGUGCUUCCAUCACCAUCACCAUCCAUCUCCCCUUCGCCACCAAACUACUCUUCACCCCCACUCCAUCCUCCCCUGUGUCUCUCAGUACCCUCCCCUCUGCUUAUCCAGCAGGAUGAGAAGGAAGCGAGUCCAACUUCUCCUUAUUAUGAGCAGCAGCAGCAGCAGCAGCAGCAGCAGCAGCAGCAGCAGUAUCCCUCCUACCAACCAGCUCCAGCUGCAGGCACCUCUCCACCCCCUUCCACAUCCCCUCCUGCCAUUCUGCCCUCACCCCUUUCCAACCUCCCCCUGGGUCAGUCAAUUCCCCCUCCGUCUACAACUCCUCCCCCGUCGUCCUCUGAUCAGGACCAGGAACCUGAAGCUGGGCCGCCUUCCCCGUCCUCACCUUCCUCUUCCUCACCCUCGUCAAUGUCCUCUCCGCCACCAUCACCUCCGACCCCGGAAGAGGUUCCACCGUCUCAGCGUCUCACCUCUCUCCACCUGGCAAAGAAGCAGACUGACGCCGCAAUUGCUGGGGAGAGUGAAGAGGAGGACAGCCAGAGUGGAGGCGAAGGGAUCUUCCGCGAACGGGAUGAGUUUGUGGUUCGAACUGAGGACAUCGGCACUCUUAAGAUGGCCUUGCAGACAGGCCGGGAGCCCCCGCCCAUCUGGAGGGUACAGAAAGCCUUGCUCCAGAAAUUCAGCCCAGAGAUAAAAGAUGGUCAAAGGCAGUUUUGUGCAACCAGUAAUUACCUGGGUUACUUUGGUGAUGCCAAGAUGCGCUACCAGCGUUUGUAUGUUAAGUUCUUGGAGAACAUCAACAAAAAAGACUAUGUCAGAGUGUGCUCCCGGAAGCCGUGGCACAGAGCCGGUCUGACUCUGAGGCGGCAGGCACAGCCAAAACAGCCGCCCGCCCUUCUCAGCCAAACCCCGCCCCGGGUGGAGAGAGACGACAGAGACAAGGAGAGACAGAAAGAGAGAGAGCUGAGGGAGCUGAGAGGCAGAGGAAAGGAAAGAAGAGAAGGGGAGCAUAGGGAUCAUAAUGAGAGAGAGGGAAGAGAGAAAGAGAGGGAGAAUAGAGCAAUACACAAAGAGAUGGAACUGGAUAAGGAGAGGGUGAGUGAAAAGGAGAAACAGGAUAGUGAGAGACAGGACAGAGAAGGAAAAGAAAAGGAGAGAAAAGAGAGAGAACAGAAAGAGAAGGAGAUAGAACAGAAAGAGAGGGAGAGACAAGAGAAGGAGAUCGAACAGAAAGAGAGGGAGAGACAAGAGAGAGAAGAGAAAGAGAAGGAGAUCGAACAGAAAGAGAGGGAGAGACAAGAGAGAGAAGAGAAAGAGAAGGAGAUCGAACAGAAAGAGAGGGAGAGACAAGAGAGAGAAGAGAAAGAGAAGGAGAGACAGGAAAGAGAACAGAAAGAGAGGGAGAGACAAGAGAGAGAAGAGAAAGAGAAGGAGAGACAGGAAAGAGAACAGAAAGAGAGGGAGAGACAAGAGAGAGAAGAGAAAGCGAGGGAGAGACAAGAGAAAGUACAGAAAGAGAGGGAGAGAAAGGAGAGAGAGCGAAAAGAAAGGGAGAGACAGGAGGAAGAACGAAAAGAAAAGGAGAGAGAGCGAAAAGAAAAGGAGAGACAGGAGAGAGAAACUAAAGAAAAAGAAAAAAAGGAGAGGGAGCAAAGUGAAAGGGAGAGACGGGCGAGGGAGAGAAGAGAUAAAGAGACAGGAAAGAAAGAGCGGAGAGAGCAGAAAGAGCAGGCGGAGAGCGUAAAGGAAAGGGAGCCGAGAGAAAAGGAGGGAGGAGUGAGGGAGAAAGAGAAGGAAAAACAAGGGGAUCUGGAGAGAGAGGGGGGGAAGAGAGAUGGUUCGGUGGCGUUUGAGAGAAGAGAAGAGAAGAGGGCCAAGACUUCGAGGGACAAGGCAGAGCCUCCUCUGAAGAAGAGGAAGAAGUGGCUGAAGGAGGGGCCGUCCUCCCCCUCCGAGUCGGACUCCUCUCCACCAAGUGAUGAAGAAGGGCCCGUGCGAGGCGGAGUGAACAGUCGGGCAAUGCGGGAGAUGUUCAGGAGCUAUGUGGAGAUGCUGGUGAGCACAGCACUUGAUCCGGACAUGAUCCAAGCACUGGAGGACACUGAUGAUGAAUUGUAUCUCCCACCCAUGAGGAAAAUUGAUAGUCUGCUCAGUGAACAGAAGAAGAGGUUGUUGAGGAGAGUCAACAUGAGUGCUCAGCAUCAGGAGGCUUUGCAGAUAUUCCCCAAAAUGACAGCAGACCCGCUGGAAUCUGGAGCUAUUAAAGUUCAUCUUGGUGGGGAGGGCUACAACCGCAAAACUCUCAACCGGGCCAGGAAGAGUAUUCCAAGGCAACAGGAUCUGAAGCUUUCAAUAGAAAUAUGCAGGGUCUACAGUCUGUAUCAUUCCCUUCACCACUACAAGUAUCACACCUUCCUGCAUUGUAAGAAAGAGACGGACAGCAUUGAGCAGGCAGCGGAGGACCCUGGCCAAGAGGAGGUGGUGCAGCAGUGCAUGGCUAACCAGGGCUGGCUGGAGAGUCUCUUUAACUCCUUCAUGGAGCUGCUGAACCUCAGCACCAAGGCCUGAAGGAGGACCCCAGAUUCACAAAUCUGACGGGGGCAUCCAGAGUUUGGGAAACAAACCAAUCCCAGAAGGUUCCAGCAAGAACAGGAGGGGCUUGAGUGUUUUAAGUGUCUGUUUUAUUAUGGAAGAUGGGAGGUCGUGAACAAUGUGAAUAUGAUGGAUUUUUCUCAAUAGUCAAAGAAAGGGACCACAAGUUUAUUUGGUCAGCACUACAGAAGAGAUUUUUGUCAAGACCAACAGACCACACACACACACACACACACACACACACACACACACACACACACACACACGAUGUAUGUAUUGAUAACUUAUGGUUUGUAUGAUUUAUACAAGGACAAUUUUUUUAAAUGACUAUCCUAAGAUAGGAUUGUUUGCUGUUAUUUUUAAAAAAGAAAUGCUUUAAAGGGCACACAUAAAAUGGCACACCUGCAUUUCUUUUUCUUCUAAAAGAACAACAGAGAUAAACUAGAGCUAAGUGAGACGGACUAUGUGAUAGUCUCUUGUUUCUACUUGCCUCAGUGAAAAAGUAAUUGAGACUGAGGUAAUGUAUAUACAUCUGUGAUUGUAUGUCUGUUCUUCAAAAGACAAUGAGAGAGAUUCCAUGCCUGUAAAGAUGAGGAGCAACAAAAUAAAGCACUACUUUCUCAACGUAAGUGCGGGGUCAAAUGAUCCAAAAGUGUAAAUGUCAGUGUUAAAUGUGAGUCAUUUUUAUCUGUUUGUUGUUUAUUGAUAUGCUUAUUAUUUGACCUCCCUGAGGAUAUUCUUACAGAGCAAUUUUGUUGUUUUGAUGUGUAGAUAUUGUACAGUUACUUCAUUCUCUAGUUCCCUGUUGCUCUUCUGUACAUGCAAUUCCUGUAUUUGACAUUAUGAAAUAAAACUGUCAAAUGACAAAUGUGAUGAUAAA